Messenger RNA from Monascus purpureus, 1175 nucleotides. Lineage: Eukaryota; Fungi; Ascomycota; Eurotiomycetes; Eurotiales; Aspergillaceae. The record is from the annotation of a GenBank genome assembly.
CCAAUAUCGGCAUUCAUUGAAGAUUCAGGUACCAGCCACAGCCGAAUCGCCCAGGUUCGCAGUCAAAUGCACACGGUCCUUCGCGAUUCUCCAGCUGUCGCGUAUCCGACUGCGAGACAGUUGUCCUAGAUACCUCCUUGUUACUCUGCGCCGCCCUGCCAGCUGUCCAAAAUGUAUGAGAUGUCCACCCUGAGCGAGCGCGCUUUUAAUCAUGAGCAAGACAGCCCCGUUGAACAAGAGUACGACCGUCUCCGAGACCUAGCGAGGCAAGAAGCUGCGAAGCGCAAUUCAUGUUUCCAAAGGUCCCGCGAAGCCUACGAAAAUGGCGAUGGAGCCGCAGCAAAGGAAUUAUCCGAACAAGGCAAAGAGCACGGUCGCAAAAUGGAGGAGUACAACCGCCAGGCCUCCGAGUACAUCUUCCGCGAGAAUAACGCCGAAGGGCGCGUACCACCGGACACUAUCGAUCUGCAUGGCCAGUUCGUUGAAGAAGCGGAAGAAAUUCUCGAGCAGCGGAUCAAAUACGCCAAGGCGCAUGGACAGACGCAUCUGCACGUAAUCGUCGGAAAGGGCAACCAUUCUGCAAACCACGUCCAAAAAAUCAAGCCGCGAGUCGAACAAGUCUGUCAACAGCUCGGUCUUCAGUAUGCCACUGAAGCGAACGAGGGUAGAAUCUACGUGAACCUCACUGGUGGACCGGCAGAAAUGCCGCCAGCCGGGGGUGCUGGGUACCAUCAUUAUCAGCAGCAGCAGGGACAGCAUCAAUAUCAUCAACAAUACCCCCAGCAGCAACACCAACCUCAGUACCAGAACCAGCAGCAGGAUGAGAUCGAGGAGGUCGUCGAACAACUCCUGCCCAAGGUGCUGCAGAAGCUUGAAAAGGCUUGUUGUGUUGUUAUGUGAGGGCUCGAUCUGUCGUCUACCUUCUAUCUAUUUAUUCAUCUAUGUGGCCUUUUGUUCACGCGCUUUUCGGGUUGUUUUUGUUUCUUCUUUGGAAAUAUUCUUUUUGGAAAGGGGAACUUUUGGUUUCAACCAGUCGUACAGAUAUAUAUAAUACAGAUAUACCCCAGAGAGAAUGGGUUGGUGUAAAUGUCCCCAUUCAUUCAGGAAUCGGAUUGGAAAUAGGAUCAUAAAUAAAAGCAUACACAAGAAUCCCUGAUGAUUAAGACUACGUAUUU